Messenger RNA from Sphaeramia orbicularis (orbiculate cardinalfish), 2253 nucleotides. RefSeq names its product transmembrane protein 43 (gene tmem43). The record is from RefSeq and is a predicted model, not a curated record. NCBI's taxonomy places the organism in Eukaryota, Metazoa, Chordata, Actinopteri, Kurtiformes, Apogonidae. The transcript has 12 exons. Bases 142 to 1353 code for a protein of 403 amino acids. Gene Ontology annotation, cellular component: nuclear inner membrane. Gene Ontology annotation, biological process: nuclear membrane organization; lipid metabolic process.
CUCCGCCUCCCUGGAUGAUUUUCGGUGUACGCUGCUUUUUACUGAAAGCGAAUUUUGUAUGAACUACCGGUUAGUGAACGAAGGCAUCCCUGCAAACAUCUAGAACAUCGCUGCCUGUCAGAGGAGCUUUUUAUCACAGAAAUGUCCUCUUCACAGCCAUUUUCAGAUACUGAUCCAAAUGUGCACAGACGUGUGUCUGUUAAAUCCAACCCAGGAUUUCUGGAGCGGCUGAGUGAGACUGCAGGAGGGACAUUGGUUGGUGUUGGACUGUUUUUCCUCUCAAUUUAUGUUCUUUUCACUAAUGAGGGACGGGCUUUACAAACCGCUUCCUCUCUGGAUGAAGGUCUUUCCCAGGUUGUGUCUUUGGAGCCUUUAUCUGGGCUCGACCUUCAGAACAACUACCGUUUAGUUCACUUCUCUGCACAGCUGAAAACGGCACAGCCCCUUCAUGACCCCAACUACAGAGUGGUGGUGCAGGCAGUGAAGCUGAAAAGAGAGGUGGAGAUGUAUCAGUGGGUGGAGUACCAUGAGAGCAGAGAUUACCAAGAAGAUGGUGAGACCAAGACUGAAACGACAUACACAUACAACACAGAAUGGAAAUCAGACUUGAUCAACAGUCGCAAUUUUGACAAGGAAAUCGGUCACCAAAACCCAAGUGCCAUGGCAGUGGAGAGUGUGACAGUGGUGGCUCCUGAAGUCAGAACUGGGCCUUUCAUUUUGUCUACAGGCCUGGUGGAGCAGAUUAAUAAUUUCAAGACCUUCAGUCUGAAGGAUUUUCCUGCCAUUAACUUGGACCCUUUUCUGACCAUUGAUGAUGAUUAUUUCUAUCACACUCAGUCCCCACGCAGACCAGAGGUUGGGGAUGUGCGUGUGAGAUUUUCCUUUGCUGGACUGAGUGGGGAGACGUCCUACCUUGGCCCAGCCCAAACUGUCAGCAUUAUUGCCAUGCAGAAAGGAGAGCAGCUGAAGCCCUUUAAAACAAAGUCUGGAGACACUCUGGAGAUCCUGUACCUGGAAGAGCUGACUGCUGAGGAGAUUUUUGCGAAGGAACAUCAGUACAACAGCAUGAAGACCUGGGGCCUCAGAGCUGCUGGCUGGGCUCUUAUGUUCCUCAGUAUUCAGCUGACCAUGCGCAUCAUCUACACACUGGUGGACUGGGUUCCCGUCCUCAGAGAGCUGGUCUCUGUCGGCCUGAAGGUCUUUGCCUUGUGCGUCUCCUGCUCCCUGUCCCUCCUCACCAUCGGAGUAGGCUGGCUCUUUUACCGACCCCUGGUGGCGGCGGCUCUAGGGGCACUCGCUCUGGUUCCGGUGUUUCUUGCCCGUUCAGGACUUCCAGCUAAGAAGCAUGAGUGACUAGUGGACUAAUAACAGUUUGUGGUGUGUUUUGAUCAUGGCAGGCUUCCUCCAUCCUUCAGAGAUGGUACUCAGUUUAACCAGAGUGGGUUACAGACUGUACACAAUCUGCUUUCUUUGAUAAAACUAUUAAACAAACCUGUGUCAAUAUAUUUUGGUUUUAUUGGUACAAGCCUAUGAAGUGUAGUUAAAAUUAGUUAAAUUUAUCUGUGUUAAAAUUGUGGCAAAAAUAGUUCCCUCGGUUUAACAUUGUGGUCAUGUCAGUCAUAAGAAAGAUCACUUGUGUGUUUGAAGAGCAGUGGAAGUGGUUUCCUGUUAGACCUCAGAUGUUAUCAGUGUUGCCUUUCAAUGCAAAACUGCAGUGUUCAUUUCAUUUACAGAUGCUCAUAAUGAGCAACAUUACUGUAGUAUAUUUUUUCUUUAGUAUUCAGCAAAGUGUAUAUUCGUCAACUCAUAAGGUGCCAGUUUAUUGCCUUAGUUAAACUGGAGUCAAUCAUUCAUGGUUAUUUAGUAGUAACUGUUUUAUUGACAUGUUUACUUCAGUUUGUGAGCUGCUGGCAUAUACCGUUUCAUUAGGUGUUUCAAAUAUUUAAUCUACCUUCCUUCUUACAGGCAGAGCAUUAGUUUCAUCAGAAAUGGGCGUCAUUUCCCUAGUGGAGGUAAGCUGUAUUGCAGGGCUGUUGUUUGGGUGCAUUGGAUGUAUCUCAUCAUAUGCAGUAUCAUAAAGAAGCUGCUGAACUGAGUGCAUUAUGUCAAUUUGCUCAAGUUAUUUUUUCCACUUUUCCUCCCUGACACCAACACUUGAAUGUACAUUGUGUUGCUUUUUUAAAAUGAAUGCCAAAGAACCUAGUUGUUGCAUUAUUGUUUGCACUGUUUGUUAAAUAAAGCACUUGUAAAACA